Messenger RNA from Hyaloperonospora brassicae, 543 nucleotides. The record is from the annotation of a GenBank genome assembly. NCBI's taxonomy places the organism in Eukaryota, Oomycota, Peronosporomycetes, Peronosporales, Peronosporaceae.
AUGGCGGGCAUCGCCCAGUUCGGACUCGUCGUAGCGGGCCGCCCCGUUGUCACUGACUUUCGGGGAAUUGGCCCCGCGCACUACGUCGUCGACAUCUUGGAACCGACCGAAGUCACGGACCUCACGUUCUUCUUGUUGCCCAGCUCCCCUGUGCCGCCAGGCUUUGGAGCGGUGCUGUACUUUGCCAUCCCCGCUCUGCAGAAUUGGCAGUUACUCGGCACAGUGUUUGCCGAAAAGCCGAGUGCGAUCUUCCGGACUUCGUGGCCGACGCAUCCGGAAGUCGUGGGGCAGCCCGUGCUGCAACUUGGCGUGUCCAUUGAAAGUCUGGACAGUGUCAAGAAUUUGGGGAUCGAAGCCAGUGGCUUGGAAGAGCGCAAGGCGUUUGCACUCAAGAUUGCUCAGGAUCUGUUCAUGUACCUCAGCUCGUUCUCAACGAGCACGAAUCAAAGCUACAUGACGAUCCCUACGAACUUACUCGACAAGUGGAUGGAGCGAUUCGAGGCCAAGUACCGACGAGAUCCGAAUUUCAUGAUGAAAAAUUAG